AUGUUGAUCACCAAGACCCACCACGACAUUAAGGCCUCCAAUGGUACUAUUAGAAUCUUUGUCAUUUCUCCUGUAAUUCAAGUUUACCCCGAGGCCAAGUUCCCUGGAGUAGUCGUCUUUAGCGAGAUCUAUCAAGUCACGGGUCCCGUCGAACGAUUUGCGGGGCAGAUCGCAAGUCAGGGUUAUGUAGUUGCUUGUCCAUCAUCUUAUCAUGAAUUUGUUGGGCCGGAGCCCCUCGCGUACGAUACCGAAGGUACCGAUCUUGGGAACAAGCUCAAAAUCGAAAAAGAAGUGGCCGCUUAUGAUGAAGAUGCGACACUCUCGGUUGACCUCCUCGUCUCACUUCCCAAUUGCACGGGCCGGGUUGCCGCUACAGGGAUGUGUCUCGGAGGACACCUGGCAUUCCGUGCUGCAUUUGAUCCCCGGGUCCUCGCCUCCGUGUGCUUCUUUGCGACUGAUGUUCACUCGAGGACGCUCGGCAAAGGCAAGAACGACGACUCACUGGCUAGAGUAGAGAGAGGUGAUCUUAGUGACGGCCGCACGGAACUUGUUAUGAUUUUCGGCAAGCAGGAUACGCACGUCCCACGUGCCGGUCGUGAUCUCAUCCGCAAGACCCUAGAAGAUUCAAACGUUAUCUUUAGCUUGUUGGAAGUACAAGCUCAGCAUGCCUUCAUUCGAGAUGAACACUCCAAGGGCCGUUGGGACGCGGCUUUGACCAAGUCGUGCUUUAACUUUAUGAUGGAAGUAUUCGACCGUACUGUAGCCCGCGAUUUGGGUAAACAUGUCCCUGUGUCCGGAGAAAUCAAGCAUGUUUGUUAG
Molecule: messenger RNA, 819 nt
Organism: Rhizoctonia solani
Lineage: Eukaryota; Fungi; Basidiomycota; Agaricomycetes; Cantharellales; Ceratobasidiaceae
Product: dienelactone hydrolase family protein
Exons: 10
Coding region: 1-819 (272 amino acids)
Molecular function (GO): hydrolase activity
Source: RefSeq, a predicted model, not a curated record